This is a messenger RNA of Verruconis gallopava, 1805 nucleotides long. RefSeq lists its product as uncharacterized. Bases 466 to 1284 code for a protein of 272 amino acids. NCBI's taxonomy places the organism in Eukaryota, Fungi, Ascomycota, Dothideomycetes, Venturiales, Sympoventuriaceae. The transcript has 2 exons. The record is from RefSeq and is a predicted model, not a curated record.
CAACUUCACCCUGAGGCGGAGGGUCAUUGACGCUGGACUCGACAUGCUCCGAUUGAAAACGGCUGCACGCCCGAUUAAUUUAGUUGCAUUUUCAUCAUCCGGCAACAUCGGAAACGGCGGGGCGGCAAAGCCUUGCGAGGUAACUGCAUGCGUCGUGAUUGCCAUGUAGUUUUAUCCUUCAGCCUCUUGUUGAGUUGCGAUUGAUCGCUUUCCCCUAGCUCAAAGUCUUGUUGUGGCUCCUGUUAUUAAGCUCGUAAAUUUUAGUAACCGUACUUGGCGUGCGAUGGCUGGCCGUAUGAAUCGAAAAGACAUCCCGAGAUCUUUGUUACGAAUCCGGCUGCGAAAUAGCGUAGGAUGAAUAAAUACUGCCUCAAGAGUAUAUCUACGCGUAUAUAAAUAUACCGCUCUCCGCAGCGUAACAGGGCACAUUUAACUCUUCCACUGCCACCGCGUUAUUUGUGCAGCAUGCAUUCAAAUCUGUUUGUAAGGAUUCGCUCCUUAUACUUGCAACUAUUUCCACGCCAUUUUCCUCCGAAUCAUGAUGAGAUCUCUCAACCUGCACUAAGAGGUCACUUGCAGGACAACGAGGAAGAAACGAAUGCGCUAGGAAAAUACAGCUGGACACGCGUGCUCCACAAAAAGGGCCAUGAUGACGACGAUGAAAGUGAGACGCCACCGCAUUAUUUUUCAACACCUCCCGAGAACUUGCCCAAUAAUUAUAACAUUCCUGCGAAAAAGAACAUUAAUCUGGGGGAGAUUCUCUUUUUAACCAACAAAGAGAAGGCCCAAUAUGCAUCCCUGCACCGCGGAAAGGGAGCUCAUGAAGACACGUUGUUACAAAUAACAGCCCAACUAGGAUUUCAGACAUUUGCUAGCAUGACAUUAUACUAUCUUGCGAGGGCUUCGGCACAUAACUUUCAUUUGUGUCAUACCGAGUUUUGCAGAUUCGUAAAGAACUCAUUCCUUACGCUUGAUCCAAAUGUUGUUAUCGCCCUUUCAGGGAUGACUUGUGCGGUGGUGGGCAUACAGGGAAGGGAGCUAACAAAUUCUAACAUCUUUGCCUAUUUGAGACAAUUAGAGGCUGACUUAUAUGAUCUGUUGGAAUGGGGAUGCCAACCAGAGGCCGUCACUGUCUCUGAAGCGUCCAGUUCAUUUCAGGUCAUACAAAUAAUGUUAAGCCAAGGACCGUCGAGAAAAUUCUUGAAGUACCAAGGCAACCUGAAGAAGGAUUUGGAAGUUGGAUUGAGCACUUCUUGGGAUGUCGCAACUAAGCUGCGGACAUAAUUUUGCGCCCAUUUACAUCACACAUGGAGAACAUGUACCUAUCCAGCAGCAGCCGUUCAAGCCCGCAACCCACUUUGCUUCGGCCGUCUCGCUAUACUUGAUGGUUUCAGGAGGUAUUAUGGCGGACGGAGAAGAGAAUGAUCUGAUCAACCCAGUAAUUGAGGGGUUUUCACCGAGAAAAGCACAAAUUGCAUGUCCACGGGAGUCUCGGGCCAGCCAUGCGAAUGAUCAUCACACGAGGUAUCAGAUGCCAGGGAGUGCUUCUCUAGGUUAAUUCCGUCAAGUGUGUCGUGAAUGUUCGGUUAUAAUCUAUCCAUUCGCACUUGCUCAUUCAUCGGAGAAUUAGAAGUAUUGGGUUUGCUCUCUCAAUAAACUAGACAGUGACAGCUUGGUGGUUUUGUGGUGCCUAGGUCGGAUCAAUCAUUUGCAGGGCUAAAGUUCAGUAAUUGACCAAGCCUUAGUUGCCGUCAGUAAUCCCGUAUGAGAAUGCAUGGUGAUACCUCGUUGAACAUUCUACGUCU